GUCAGCGGGCGCGGCGGAGGGCUGGCCGGCCUCGGGGGAGUUUCCGCGGCCGCCGGGGGCGCGGCGGCAGAGCGCGAGGCCGGGCAGGGGGCCAGACUCGGAGCCGAGGCGCGCCCGACAGCCGCAGCGCUCAUGGCGGGCGGGGGAGCCGGGGACCCCGGCCUGGGGUCGGCCGCCGCCCCAGCGCCCGAGACCCGCGAGCACCUCUUCAAGGUGCUGGUGAUCGGCGAGCUUGGCGUGGGCAAGACCAGCAUCAUCAAGCGCUACGUCCACCAGCUCUUCUCCCAGCACUACCGGGCCACCAUCGGGGUGGACUUCGCCCUCAAGGUCCUCAACUGGGACAGCAGGACUCUGGUGCGCCUGCAGCUGUGGGACAUCGCGGGGCAGGAGCGAUUUGGCAACAUGACCCGAGUAUACUACAAGGAAGCUGUUGGUGCUUUUGUAGUCUUUGAUAUAUCAAGAAGUUCCACUUUUGAGGCAGUCUUAAAAUGGAAAAGUGAUCUGGAUAGUAAAGUUCAUCUUCCAAAUGGCAGCCCUAUCCCUGCUGUCCUCUUGGCUAACAAAUGUGACCAGAACAAGGACAGUAGCCAGAGUCCUUCCCAGGUGGACCAAUUCUGCAAAGAACAUGGCUUUGCUGGAUGGUUUGAAACCUCUGCAAAGUCUAGUGACCGGACACGGUGGCUCAUGCCUGUAAUCCUAGCAGUCUGGGAGGCCGAGGCGGACGGAUCGGGCAGAUCGCUUGAACUGGGAGUUCGAGACCAGCCUGGGCAACGUGGCAAAACCCCGUCUCUACCAAAAAUACACAAAGUAGCUGAGCAUGGUGGUGCAUGCCUGUGGUCCUAGCUUCUCGGGAGGCUGAGGCGGGAGGAUCACUUGAGUCUGGGAGGCAGAGGUUGCAGUGAGCCGAGAUCAUGCCACUGCACUCCAGCCUGGGUGACAAAGUGAGACCCCAUCUCAAAAAAAAAAAAAAAAAACUUAACAGUCUAGAUAUAGAAAAAAGGUGAAAAUUAUACAUAUAUAAAAUGUUUGGGGGGGAGUUACGUGCAUUGGAAGUUUCACAUAAGGGGGUUAGUGACAAUCAGAUUUAUGUAAGAAUGAUGAAAUGUUUGAAAAAUUCUAUGAUGACAGAUAAACAUUAUACCAUAAAUUUAUUGAAAUCAUAAUACAGUUCUAGCUUUUAGUUUA
Pan troglodytes (chimpanzee) is the source of this 1185-nucleotide messenger RNA. It is a transcript of the gene RAB32, whose product is annotated as RAB32, member RAS oncogene family. Gene Ontology annotation, molecular function: GTP binding; GTPase activity. Gene Ontology annotation, biological process: phagosome-lysosome fusion; endosome to lysosome transport. Gene Ontology annotation, cellular component: Golgi apparatus; lysosome; late endosome. The coding region runs from base 133 to 843 and encodes 236 amino acids. Lineage: Eukaryota; Metazoa; Chordata; Mammalia; Primates; Hominidae. The transcript has 3 exons. The record is from RefSeq and is a predicted model, not a curated record.